This is a messenger RNA of Propithecus coquereli (Coquerel's sifaka), 830 nucleotides long. It is a transcript of the gene RIPPLY3, whose product is annotated as ripply transcriptional repressor 3. The record is from RefSeq and is a predicted model, not a curated record. Gene Ontology annotation, biological process: negative regulation of transcription by RNA polymerase II; embryonic pattern specification. Gene Ontology annotation, cellular component: nucleus. Lineage: Eukaryota; Metazoa; Chordata; Mammalia; Primates; Indriidae. The coding region runs from base 30 to 665 and encodes 211 amino acids. The transcript is spliced from 4 exons.
GCUGCAGGGACGCGGGCUCGGCCGGCACCAUGAGACCGGAGGCGGCGGCGGCCGGAGCUCGGGAGGCUCCGGGCAGCAUCUGUCGCUGCCCCGAGGACGGGCCCCGGAGGCCACUGCCACCGCGCGGGCCCGACAGCAACUUUCUCGUCGAUCGGCUGCCUUUCACCCUGGAGGAAGAGUCGUGUCCAUGGAUUUGGGCUGGGGGAGAGUGGGUGUUCCGCGGGGGCUGUGCGCAUCGCACGCGGGUCUCCGCAGCGCGGCAGCCUGAGCCUGGAGGUGCCCAACAAACUUUUGGAUCAAAGGGAGCCUUUGGGUUUCAGCAUCCUGUAAGACUUUAUCUACCCGCUUCCAAACGUCAAGAAUACCUACAGAGAUCCGGGGAGAAAGUGCUGGCCAGUUUCCCAGUGCAAGCCACGAUUCACUUCUACAACGAUGAGUCUGACGGGUCUGACUCCGAGGAUGAGGAGCAAGAGGAAGAAACUCUACCCUGCCAUCCUCCCUGCCAGGAGUUGGAAGGUCUGGAGGAAAAUAGCCAAGGGGGAAAGAGCAGAGACUGGCCCUUACACCAAGGGUGGCCGUCGGGUGGAAGGGGUGGCCUCUGUGGUAAGGGUCAGCUUCCCCACGGUGACCCCCCAGGGGACUGUGAGUGCUCCUCCAACAAAUGAAUCGGUGACUCCAUCUCUCUUCCACCACAGCCCCACCGGGCUGCUCCUCCAGGGCCCUGGUCCAGGCCUGCCCCACCCUUGCCCUCUUGGGCAUAGCCAGGCCAGGACAGUUUGCACCCACUGCUGGGCCUGCAGAGGCCAGGGGCUGCUCAACACUCUACUCAU